AUGGUGGUCUUCCAACAUGAAGGCAAGCAACGAGUGCCGAGCAAAACGGGCACAUGGCACGUCCACGAAGUUCAUUUGAACGGAGACCACACAAGAUAUGUGUGUCAUCACAGCGACGUGUUGCCAUCCGCGUUGCUGACGCGCAUUGCGCUACCAACGGCCAUCGACGGAAUCAAACGAUUUGAGGCACAAGCGGAAGGCCACGACGACAGCGACAAGUUGAUUUUUGGCGGGUACUUUAUGCUCGUGGAUUAUGCUCACGAAACGUCGGUCGUUCCUGCCCUCGACUCGAUGUGCUCACUGCGGGUAACUUGCCGACUGCACGUCCACGGCGCUGGCUUUGGCGUCACGUGUCGGUAUGCGCAUUCCGAGUACGAACUCGGAUGGAUCCUCAAGGACGCGGCGACGGGUCUCAUGAUUGGAUUCGUGUACGAUGGAUCCGAAUACGUCGUCGGCACCGAGCGAAUCCUGCUCCCCGCCGGGCAUGACGCGGUUGCAGAUGUGUCUCAGACAGUUGAGUUUCUUGCCCCGCGACGCCAGAACCAUCCGUCAGACCUUAACACACGCGGGUCACCACGCGCGUAUUUGCUUCGAGGCUAUGGGGACACGGAAGCCUCGAAGAAAAUGGCCGUGGCGCGCGAAAGCGCGGCCGACUACCACGACGACGACGACUGGUUGAUUGGGGUGGGUACUUCCGUCUGGUGGACGCUGCGAAUUGCACCGCUGGUCCCUGCAUUGGCCUCGUUGUACAACCUGUGGUCGAGCCAUCGACUGGACUAUACGGAACUGUAG
Molecule: messenger RNA, 792 nt
Organism: Aphanomyces astaci
Lineage: Eukaryota; Oomycota; Saprolegniomycetes; Saprolegniales; Verrucalvaceae
Exons: 5
Coding region: 1-792 (263 amino acids)
Source: RefSeq, a predicted model, not a curated record